Messenger RNA from Amoebophrya sp. A25, 1457 nucleotides. NCBI's taxonomy places the organism in Eukaryota, Dinophyceae, Syndiniales, Amoebophryaceae. The record is from the annotation of a GenBank genome assembly.
CUUGGACAACGUAAACAUGGAUCGAUACUCAGCGCUGGGACCUGACGCUCUAUUUUAAGGAUACUUUCUCUUUCAUACAACUGUACCUAGUCAAGUCACUAUCCGGCGUGAGAGUGCGGCAUCCCGUGAAGUGGAAUCCGAUUGAUGAAUUCAAGGAGAAACUAACCAACAUGGGGAACUAACACCCAAGGAUGAAAAAUGUUGACCAGUCUGUCAACCACGUAUGCUUGAUAAAAGUGACUGACAACAUUGACUAGUACAGCCUCUAAGUUUUGAAACAAGUCGCUCAGCCUGCCUAUGCUUGGAAAAUUGUGUUUCCUGAAACCACUGAUGCAAGAACCGGACGCCAGUUUAUGAAUCGACAUCACAAAAACUCUAACUAAAAAAUGGGAAAUGCUUUUUCUCGGUAAAAAACUUGAACUUGUUCUGUAUCCACAUGACAAUUGACAAAAAAUAAUACACCUAGAAAUUGUAGAUACCCGUCUAUCAUGAUACCUAUAGCGAUACCCCUGAAGGUACACCUGAAGAUACUACUUCUACAACUAGAUGAACAGGAAGACGAGUUGUUAGCAGAUCGCACUUGCAGUUAUUUACUUAUACGAAUCUUCUAGCGCACGAGAGCCACGACUUGCCGGGAUAGCGAUAUCCCUUAAACAAGGGAUUCCCUUUUCAUACUCCUAUCCGAAGAGCAGAUUGCUGAGAAUUUCCUGCGGGAGGUCACCAGCUUGGAAGGUGCGGUGGCGAUUCAGCAGUAUUUGGAGGAUAAAACGGAGACACUGAACCAGCAUAUUCAAUACAACGUUAUGGUGGUCUUUAGCUUUUUUAUUUAUACACCUUUUACAUAUAGAUACAUCUUGCUCGACGGCAUCGUGGUGCGCUUUUCCCUUGAGUAUUCUAUGGGAAAGGGGUCGAGAUGAUGGGGCCGAGACGGAUAAAAGCUGACUCUAACAACGCCAGAGUACUAGAGCAAACGCUGGGGCUUUUCAGAAUCACGGGCAAAAUCAACACAAAGUGGAUCGAGCAGGGAGGCAUUUCUUUUUCUUCAAAUAAUGGAGGAGGUGUUUCUACAUCUACAGCUAAACAAGGAGAAUUUGCCUACAACUGCUCUGGAGAUGUUGAUAUGUUGGGCAUGGGUUGUAUGAAAGAACAAGCGGCUUCCUCUGCUGCCAAGGGAUCCUGGAGUGAGGGAGAUCAAGAAGACAGUCUCUAUCAAGGUCCGCAGGUUAGAGAGGUCGCUUUGAGUCCAAUUUCUUGCUCAGCGGAUGCGAUACAACAACAAAUAACGCGGGUGCCUGGUGUACACUGCUACAGCACGGAUGCGUAUGGUAAUGCUACUGUCCAAUCUGCACCUCCGCCACCGUACCAGCCGGGUGUUGACCACUGGCCUGGGGCUUUCUACAACCAGCACUCACCAUCGACUUUCGCAUCUCCACUUGGCAGUCAGAGUUUUGAGGAUC